AUGGACGCUCACUUUCCCAAAGAGUCCAACGGCUGCCCUCUGGGCUGUACUUGCGGAAGGGACAGCCGCAACAGACAGGUCGGUAUCGGGUGGAGGCUCAUACCUUUGGCAUGGUGGAGAAAAUUCAUUCAAACACCUGCCCCGAGGGCAAUUGAUGUGUUGGAAACCCCCGAUGCUUCCUACUUGCUUAUGACCCAAGUCCCAGGCCGUCCAAUCGGUCAGCUGUUUAACACGAUGAAGGGCAAGCAAGUGAAAAACGCUGUAACAGGCCUCAAACGGCAUAGCGCCGAGCUGCGAGCAAUCCCCAACGAAGCCAGCAUGUUUUCAAAUCUGCAAACCUGA
Penicillium soppii is the source of this 342-nucleotide messenger RNA. RefSeq lists its product as uncharacterized. Lineage: Eukaryota; Fungi; Ascomycota; Eurotiomycetes; Eurotiales; Aspergillaceae. The transcript has a single exon. Bases 1 to 342 code for a protein of 113 amino acids. The record is from RefSeq and is a predicted model, not a curated record.